Mytilus trossulus (common blue mussel) is the source of this 8005-nucleotide messenger RNA. RefSeq names its product zinc finger CCHC domain-containing protein 14-like. The transcript has 14 exons. NCBI's taxonomy places the organism in Eukaryota, Metazoa, Mollusca, Bivalvia, Mytilida, Mytilidae. The record is from RefSeq and is a predicted model, not a curated record. Gene Ontology annotation, molecular function: zinc ion binding; phosphatidylinositol binding; nucleic acid binding. The coding region runs from base 1 to 2403 and encodes 800 amino acids.
AUGACAAUAAAUACAGGGAUCUCCAUGGAUGAAAAUGGAACGAUGGAGGAACUUUCACCAUCACAAACCAUAUCUAAGCAGUACAGUGUAGCACCAUCCAAAGCAAAUGACAAUGAUCGGCAUUCACCAAACCCAACAGCCACUCAGUGCUAUACAUGUUCUGUUGCCAGCAAAGUUCAUAGUCCACCUAAUCAUCAAAAAGCUUUUAUAACAAGCGUAGAUGUGAUAGAUGUAUUAAAACAAGAGAAGAUACACCGGAGACAUGACAGAAAACAUGAAUUUCGGAUACAGGUCUCUUGGUCUAAUGGUGAAAAAACAGAAGUCAACAAAACAUAUCCAGAAUUACGAGAAUUUCAUCAAAAGGUGUAUCAGCAGUUUCCUGAUGAUGAGAACAUUAAACAAGAUGGGGUGUCAUUUUACUUAGGAAGUCCACAGAAAGAUGAUAACCAGGAUAAAGGACAUCAGCAAGUAACUUCAUUUGUAAGUUACUUGUCCAGCUUACCAAAACAUGUCAGGGAAUCAGACCAUUUCAUACAGUUUUUCAAGGGAGACAACUUUCAGAAUAACCCACCACUACCUGAACAAUCAGCUUUACCUGACAUUCCACCUGCUAAUGAGGGUAGUACAGAAGAUAUGGAAUCAAUGUGUACUACACCUUACACACCAACGCAGUCUUUCACUGUAUACAACUCUAAUUUUCCUCAAGGAGAUUCAUUGAAUUGUAUACCAUCCCCAAUGGCAGUACAACAUGUACCUUUUUAUGGACCUAUGUAUAGACCUCCGUAUCAAUCUCCAGCGUCCUCUGGUCAUGCUUCACCAAACAACAGUCGUUCCACCUCUCCUGGAGAUACUGGAAUGGAUCAGAUUACUGCCCUGGUCAACAAACUUCAACUACAGAAAUAUAGAAGUGGUCUAGACAAGUUCACUAUAGAACAGUUGACUGCUCUACCAAUAGAUAUGAUAGUCAAAGAAUGUGGUAUGAACAUGGAAGAAGCUACCAGGAUCUCUACUGAGUUAGACGAGAGGAUAAGAGAAAAACAACAACCAACUAGAUUACCAAAUGGAAUAAUGGAACCUUGUAUUCCUGGACCAAUGUCUCAUUACCAAGCAUUGUACAUGCCCCCACCUCAAACUAUGUAUCCUAUGAUGCGUUUCCCGAUUCCAAACAAUGUAAUAGCUGCCAGAGAUACCUCGUCAUCAGAGAACUCUAGUCCCUCACUUAGUCCUGUACCUCAGAAGAAACCUCCACAGAAAGGUGCUGAUAGCUCAUCAGAUGAUAGUGAGAAAGGAAAUAGAGUUGAUUCUCCAUUUCUGGAUGGUAAGAAGGAAGUACAUAAUCCUAGUCAGAACACAGAGGAAAUGAAUAGUGAAACUCCUCUACAAGCUGUUCACCAUGCCUUUGAGAAUGUACAUGGGCACAGCAGUAGUGGUAGUGGAUACCAGUCUGAUCCAACUCCAACACAAGGGCCUUUCGUGCGUGUCAUUAUUCCUAACAACUCUUACAAAGCUCAGCCUACUCAUACUAAUAUGAGUUUUCCAAAUAAGACAUUAAUCAGUAUGCCAGACACUGUUGGUGGACGUCGUAUUGGAUAUGCAUAUCCCUACCAACGAUGUGAUAACCAAACUACAACUGUAGCAUCAAAUAGCAGCAGCAAUGGUCCAGAACUGACCCGUAGGCCAGUCAUGCCUGGUCAGAUUCCAAUGAUAAGAUCUCCAACAGUCAGUGGAAAUGGCCGCAACUUAAUGUGUUCUGUCACUGCAUCAGCGACUCCUGUUAUGGCAGCGAAUCUUCAAAACAGUUUAAAUGGCAAUAUUCGAAAUAGUGGUUUGGCUCCAUCAAUAUCAGAUCCAGGUCUUUCACCUAAUCAAGAAUCCCAAAACGGAUCUGGAAAUCAGAGUCCAUUGCCAAAUGGUAACCCUGUAACUUGUUCUGGACCUAAUGGACACAUCAGUCAUGCCCAGUGUACUUCCUGUGGCUGUACGGGAAGCCAUCAAGUUCCUUCAUAUCAAGUCCACUUACCAAAUCAUCAUUACUUACAGAAUCAAAUGAUGUUUCCACCUUUUAUGAAUGCAAAUCCAAACGGGAUAGUUCACCACCCAUAUUAUCAUCCACAUUUCCAAUAUCCAAUAUCAAAUGGAAUACCUCCGAGUUACCUUCAAGCAAUCAAUCAUCAUCCAUAUCCAAAUGUAGUCGGGGCUCAGUAUAGCUGUUUUCCUCCAGUUGCGUUACAACGUCGGAACAGUGCAGGCUACAAUGCUGGAAAGCCUCCAAGAACCACUUCUGCAACUUGUUCCAACUGUGGGUCGACUGAUCAUGUAUCCUCCGAGUGUAAAGAAAGCUCCAUGGAAUCCAUGUCAGCUUCUUUUCAUUUAAAAUAUGAUCCUAAAUCAAAUUCGGAUUGACUAGCAAAGGAGAAAAACAACUAUAUAUCACCCAAGGCUAACAUAUAUCCUCAAAGAAGAAAACAUUUUAUGUAUUUACCAAGAACAUUUUCUCUGAGAAAGUGAAUGUGGAGAGUGGUUUUAUACCAGACUUUCUGGGAUCUCUGUGAUAUCCCAUUCUCCAUAUUUUAAUCAUGUGAUUUGGUCAUGUGACUGUUUUAAAUUGUGAUUAUUCUUACAAAUCAGUGACAUUUUGUUUAAUCAUGUUUUGAGAGUGUAUUGAUGUAAUUUUUGAAUGAAUCAGUUUUUACUAGUGUUUGAAUCUUUGUUUAAUCAUGAUUUUAAUGUUUUAUGCCUGUGUAAAUGAUGAUUAUAUUGUAAUGUGUAAAUUAUGUGUGUGAAUAUUUCUGCAGCUGAACAAUAUGAGAAGUUUGAUUGGUCUAGAAAAGUAAUUGGCCUUGUCCAGUGUCACUUAUAAAUGUUCUAAUGCACAACAUUUUUAUAGCUGAUAUAUUAUAAAAAAAACAUUCAAUGAAAAAAAUCAAAAGAUCUUGUUCUUAUAACAUGUUUUAAUAUGCUUAAAAAGCAAUUUAUAAAUAAGAAUUAAUCAAUCAGUAUUUGAUAUUUGAUUUCAAAUCUUAUAUUCUGCUAAAGUACUUAUAAGAUUUGAUACAGUUAUAAAUAGCAUUUUAUUUAAAUGUACUUAACUGUUAGGCAUUGAUUAAGUAUUUAAACUAAGUAUUUCGAUUUUGAUCAAUUCCUCUGAGCUUAGAAUUUCAGAAUAAUUGCAAACUGUAGUGUUGUUGCAUCAUCUAGUAAAGUUCUCCCGUUAUUUAGAGUGCACUUGAUAAUUUGUUAAUCACAUUAGUAUUAUCGCAAUAAUUGAAGUAUGUCCAGAUUCAACAAUUUUUUUAUCUUUUACUAUCAUUUUAUAAGAUGUUUGCAUUAGCUGUGUUUCACAAAUUGUGCUGAAGAGUUAAAUAACAAAUUUUUGUGGUUUUAAUUGAUUGAUUUCAUUAUUUUUUACAUGCUUCAGUGGAAAAACAAAUUUAAAGUAAAAGAACUUUCAAACUCAAAGUUAAGAAUCAUAAAGUAUCACCUAAUUUAUUGAAAUAUUCAGAUAUACUCUGAUAUCCCCAUGAAAAGACUUGUUGAUAUUGGGGUUUUCCCCUCCACUCAAAUAAUCCUAGGUUAGUGCAAUUUAAAGUAUUAGUGCUCUUUUUUUGUUUUAAACAUAUAAUCAGAUUUUGUAAUUAAAUGGUAAGUGCUUUGUCAUAAACUUUGUGAUAUUUUUGUGCCAUGAAUGAUGUAAUAACUCAGUGAUAAUUCUUCAAAAUAGUCCUAUACAAGAUUUUUUUUAACUUACAUGUUAUUUAGCAUGAUAGCAAAAGGGAUGCCUGCCAGUUAAGCAAUAGAUUUAUUUUAUGAAUUAAUAUUUAUUUUAGGCUUGAACAGCAUAUUUUCUUUUUUUUCACCAAAAGAAAGCUGCAAGAAUAAAAACUUGCAUAAUAACCCAUUACCUAAGUGCUCUCUGAUAUAGGUUAUGGUCAAAACAAAAGAAAUGGCUUUUUCUUCACUCAUAAAUUAGAAUAUUUGCGACUUUGAAUAAGACCAGAAAAAGAUAUUUAAGUUUUCAAAGUAGAAUAAGUGUGAAUUGUUUAGUAAAAUGUGCAUGUGAGCCCCUUGUUCUGUGUAUAUGAGUAUGACCUGUAUGUAUGGUUUCAUAUGUUGAAUGCAAGUCAAAUACUGAUAUACUUGACCAGGGUUCUAGUCAGUUUAAGAAUAUGAAUUUUGAUCUCAUUUUUAACAUUUUAGAUCUAAACUAAAUUUUGAAUUUCAGCUGAUUUUUUUUUAGGUCAAACAAUUUCAGUUUCCUAGGAUUGACAAACACUCAUUUUGAAUCUUAUCUGGAUUGGCUAAGGAGUUUUGUUGUUGGCCUUCAUUUUAUUGUUUUAAUUGUAAAAAAAUGUACAUUUGUAAUAAAAUCAAGAUUUUUAUUUACUUUUUUAUAAAAUUAUUAAUUCUUCAACUGGAUCUUGUCCCAUUAUCAUUGCAUUCAAGAAAAAAAAAUGAAAGUUGGAACAUAUGUUGAAAAAUAUGUCAUAUGCAAAUGUGUUUAUUCAUAAUAUUUUUGUGCAGAGGAUUGCUCGAUUCAAAUUUAAUAGGUAUAUGAGUCCCUAACUGAAUUUUAAUUUACCAUAUAAAGUGAACAGGAGAUAACUUUUUAUAUAUAUAGUAUUUUCAGUUUUAUUCAGAAUAGUCCAUUAAACAGCCAUCAUGUCCUAGAACUGUCCAUAGCAUGACCAUGAAGUUUUAUGUAAAUAUAAUGUUGAAUUUUCCAUGUCUUAAAAUCCGUGAUCUCAUAUUUUUAUGGUGACAUUUUAGAUAUUGUAUCAAACAUGUUUAAUGUACAUAUAUUUUAGUGCUUUCGUUUUUAAAUGGAUGAACAAUGUGAUUACUCAAUGUAUUUGUUUAUUGAGGCCUUAAAGUAUAAAGUACAUAAAUGUAAGAUUUUUUUAUGGGAAGUGUUGUCAGGUUGCCCCCCCAAUGCAGUUAUUAUAAGUACAAUAAAGAAGGAUAGCUAUACAACAUGUUGUAGACCAGAUUAGUACAAUAAGGAAACAAAUGUUGUGAAAUUAAAUUAAAUUAAUAUAUGUACUUCACUUCAAUGUAUACUCGAAAUGAAUUGAUGUCCCUGUUUACUUGUUACAUGUCUUCAAGCCAUCCUCAAGGGAACAGCUAACCCCCCUUCGAGGGACCUGCUGUUUAUGGACUGAUCAUGUCACGACUUGGUUUAAACCUUUUGAAAUGAGAGAGAUGAUUAGUUAGAUAAUUAAAUUUUAGUCUAUCUGCCCAUUUCUAUGACAGUCAUUCAGUUAAUGAUAACUUAUAAUAUUGCAGGUAUCUUCUUGUAUUUAUACAUCUUUCACAGCCAACCAAACACUAUUUUAUUAUACAUUUCAAAUAAAAUAGUUACAGUGCAUAUUGUUGUCAAUUAGUGGCUUAACAAGUUAAAAUUAACGAGUUGUCUUAAAAAAAAGGAUAAUGAUCCUCAGAACCUGAUGUUUUUUUAGACCUUAAUAAUUCAUUGUAAAUAAAUAGUGAAAAUUAUUCUUGCACUGUUCAGUAUUGAUUUGUAAUGACAAAGCAUUAGCAAGCUGACUCCGUGAAAUCCUUAUUUAUGUAGAUAGGAAUUCAAAGUGUCAUCAAAUGGUUUAUAUGCAUUUUUUUAAAGCCUUAAAAUUAUUUUUGUUACCCAAGUUAUUUAAUAUUGUCAGAUUUGUAUAUGUCCUGUCAGACAAUUUUUAAGGAGAAUCAUAAAAGAUAGCAUUGUCUCCCCUGUUCAGAAGAUUGUAAUUGCAUUCCUAUAAGGUGUUUCCUGAUCUUGAUCUGCAUGAUUUUUUGUUCAUGAAGAUCUUUAUGUUGGGUAAUUUUUUUACAUCACAAAUAAUUUUGGCCACGUUUAAAAAUACAUUUUGUCUAUUAGUGGUCUCCUGACUAUUACUGAUUUAGUAAAAUAUUAUUUUGUGACUUAAACACUCCAAAAUGAAUGCUUAAAUAAGUUUUGAUAUUUUUACCCCUUAUGUGUCCCCUUAAAAGUAUGAUAUGUGUAGUUUGGUCUUUACAUUAAAGACCUUCAUGAAUAUUCAUGAUGAUAAGUUAAAGACCCUCAUGAUUGAUUGAUUGUUGGUUGCUUCACGCCGCAUUCAUUAUGAUAAGUUACUUGGGUAAGUCAUUUCUUUGUUACAACUUUUGUUUUAAUUUGUCAUUAAUCUAGAUACUAUUUAUCAAUCACAUUGAACAAGAAAAUAAAUAUUCAUGAGGUACAUGCACAAUGUUGAUUUUGCGAUAUAAAAAUUAUUUUAAUCUUAAUAUUCAUAAUGAGAGAUAUUUUACAGCUUUGGUGCAGUUUAAAAUUUUAUUGAUUGAAUUCUUCUGGUUUUAUUAAUGUUUUUGAAUAUUUAUAGUUCUUUUAAUGACCAAUUUGAAUGUAUUCAAAAACUCAUGUAAUAAUAAAAAGCAAUUUCACAAAUAUAUUUGAAACUAAAAAGUAUUAAAAAACUAAAAAAAAAUUAAGUUGUUUAUUUAGAAAACAGGUUGAAUGAUAAUAUUGAUACCUACAUGAAACCCUUAUAUUUUUGUUUCCAUGCAUGCAUUUCUUCUAAUAUUCUAGUCCUAUGAGCUUACUUGCAAAUACUGGUAAUUAAGGUGCUAAUAAAGUGUAUUUAUGUUCAAAUUGCAGUCAAAAAUUUGGGUGGCUUAAUGUUGAGGGAAGGUUGUUUGAAAAUUUGUUGUUGAAAAUGUGCAACUUGGGCAGUGAUGUUUUUUGAUUUGGUUGGUAUACUUGCUGAGCAUUUAUAUAUAUUUUUUGUAUACUAAAAUAACUUUCUAGAGAUAAUGGGACAUAUGGGGUAUUAUUUUCUUUAAUGUUCAUAUCUUGAUAAUGUAGUGCCAUCAAUUUUAUUACAUUUAUUUCACUACAAAGUGAUGCAAAAAUUUGGACAAGAACUAAUUUGGUUCUAUAUAAAAUUCAACUCCACCUAAUGGUUUUCAAAGUGUGAUUAAAAGUAAGUGUUGAGAAAUGGUCUUGAAAUUUAUAUUUCCACUUUUUUAAUGUCAUGAUUUGCUUGGAGGAACCCUCUUAUAAAUUGUGAAAUAUUUGUGUCAAAUACCUACAAAUUGCAAUUUAAAAUGUUAAUAGUGUUCAGAAAUAAAUGGCAAUUUUGUGUAUUCAACGAUUGUAGCAUAUAAAAUACAAGAUGAAAUUAUUAAUCUGAAAUUGUUAGCAUCUGUGCAGUAAAGUUUAGUAUACUUAUUUUCUGAAAUUGUAUUCUCUUGGUUAAGAUUGUGAAAAUAUCAGUAAUUUAUACAACUUGCAGUAAUUCUGAUGCAUUAUCCAGAUUGCUUUUCAUUAUAAACUCCUGGACCAUUAAAUUUACUGCGUUUAGUCAGUUCUUAAAAAAAAAGGUUAGGGGAAUAAGACAUACUUGUAAUCCAUCAUCCAUGUAUCAUAUCAAUACACAUUAUUUUUUGGUGUUUUUACUUAUCAUGUGCAAGUUAGCAGCAAACUUAAGAUACAAACUUUAAAGACUUGUGAAAUGUAUUUAAGACAACAUAAAAUUUAGAAUUAAACAUUUUGAUACCAUUUCUUUUUAGAUUUCACUUAAACCAUUAAAUGGUCUUUACAAAACAAAGUGAAAAUGCCGUGUUGUGUGCAUACUUAAAUAAAGCUAGCUGAAAUCAGGAUAUGGUUUCAGAUACUUUUUUUAAUACCAAGAAAGGUAAAGGUAGAAUAUAGGUAUAAGUUUUUUUUCUGAAAACAUAAUAUGACUGGUUGCAAUAACAUGUCUGUACAUAAUCAUUUAUAAAACAGGUUUUGUAUAUGUUUAUGAAAAAUGUAUGAACAAUCUUGGUUGUAUCAUUUUAAUGAUUUUUUUAGAAGGCAAGUUGUUUAGAUAUUGUAUUUACUGGGAUAUGAUUACAUGUCCUUUAUAAUACUGAAAUGUGAUAUUACAGGCAGUUAAAAUUAUGUAAGGACUAAGCAUGAUAUGAGAAGAAUGUUUAAACAAGAGGGACAAAAUCAACUUAAUCAAAUUUUAAGGGGCAAACUAUCAAAAAGACU